Cyclopterus lumpus (lumpfish) is the source of this 2305-nucleotide messenger RNA. RefSeq names its product switching B cell complex subunit SWAP70a (gene swap70a). Gene Ontology annotation, cellular component: nucleus; cytoplasm. The transcript has 12 exons. The record is from RefSeq and is a predicted model, not a curated record. Lineage: Eukaryota; Metazoa; Chordata; Actinopteri; Perciformes; Cyclopteridae. The coding region runs from base 64 to 1830 and encodes 588 amino acids.
CAGAGAUUGACAGACAUACAGCUGAGAGACGGACCUCCUCUGGUGCUGCUGACGAGGGACGAAAUGUGGCUUCGAGACGAGCUUUUGAAAUCCAUCUGGCACGCGUUCACAGCGCUGGACGUGGAUCAACGUGGGAAAGUGUCCAAAUCUCAGUUAAAGGUGCUGUCCCACAGCCUGUGCACAGUGAUGAAUAUCCCUCAUGACCCUGUGGCCCUUGAAGAGCAUUUCAAAGAUGACAAUAAAGGGCCCGUGUCCAACCAGGGCUACAUGCCUUACCUCAACAGGUUUAUUCUAGACAAGGUACAGGAGGAAUUUGAUGUGUUGGAGUUCAACAAGAUGUGCUGGACACUGUGUUACAAGAAAAAUAUCUGCGCUCAACAUCUCCUCAUCUCAGAUGACGAUGCUUUCAAAGUCUGGUGCAUUUUCAACUUUCUGUCAGAAGACAUAUACCCGCUAGUCAUCGUUACUGAAGAGAUUGAGUACUUCCUGAGAAAGCUGAUGGAGGCGAUGGGGAGCGGAUGGAGUGAGGAGAAGUUUGCUGAUUACAAGCUGCAGCUGAACACAAAGAAAAACUGCCUGACUGCCUGGGAGCUCAUUGAACUGGUGGGCAGACGCUACUUCAGCAAGGGCAUGAACCAGCAGACCCUGUCUAUGGGCAUCACUGAGGUCUUCCAGGAACUCAUUCUGGAUGUGCUCAAGCAGGGAUACAUGAUGAAAAAGGGCCACAAAAGGAAGAACUGGACAGAGCGCUGGUUUGUCCUUCGACCCAACGCACUGUCGUACUAUGUCUGUGAGGACCUCUUGGAAAAGAAAGGAGACAUCAUUGUGGACCGAACCUGCUGUGUGGAGUCUCUGCCGGAUAAAGAAGGGAAGAAAUGCCUGUUUAUUAUCAAGUGCACUGAUAAAAGCUUUGAGAUUAGUGCAUCAGAUAAGAAGAAGAAGCAAGAAUGGCUUCAAGCUAUUCAAACAUGCAUCCAGCUGCUGAGGUUGGGGCUGUCAUCUCCUCACCGCGAAGCCAGGCUGAGGCGCAGGGAGCUGCGGCAGAAGCAACAGGCGGAGGAAGACGACCUGGCAGAGAGGAUGAAGCAGCUCCAGGUGGCCAAUGAGAACAAGCAGAGACAGCUGGAGGGUAUGAAGAAGAAAAUAGAAGAGGCUGCAGCUAAAGCAGGAAUGGAGGAGCACAGGAGGAAGCAGAUUCAGUUAGACCUGCAGGAUCGCUACAGACUGGACCUGGAGAGAGAAAAACUGGUGCGUCAGCAGAUGGAGGAGCAGGUGGCUCAGAAAUCCUGUGAGCUGGAGCAGUACCUGCAGCGCGUCCGGGAGCUGGAGGAGAUGCACCACCGGCUGGAGGAGGCCUUAGAGGACGAGAGGCAGGCCAAGCAGGACGAGGAGGCCAUGCGCAAGCUGCAGGCCAGGCUGCUGGAGGAGGAGGCAGCCAAGAGGGCAGAACUGGAGCAGAUCCACCUGCAGCAGCAGAGGGCGCUGUCUCAGACUGAGGCUGAGAAGCAGGAGCUGGUGGCCAAGCAGCUGGCUAAGGAGAGAGACCUGCAGGCAGCCAUGCUGCAGCUGGAGAGUCUGGAGAGGGAACGGCACGGAGCACUGGAGCAGUACGAGAAGAUGUCAAGGAAGCUUGAACGAGCAGCUAACAAGACCAAGACUUGGAAGGACAAGGUGGCCAAACACGAGGGGCUGGUGCGUCUCAUCCAGCCAGGUGAUAAAGGACCUCAGAGAAUCACUAACUGGGGUCCGGCUUCAUUCACCGACGCUGAGCUGGAGCUGAGGAAGAAGUCGUGGCAGGAGAGUAAGAACCAGGGGGCUCAGGCUCAGUGAACACUUGCACACCGAUGAGGGAGACUCUGAACUGUCACAUUCGAGAUCUGAAGAGGGUCGAUUCCAUGAACGGGAUUUGAUUUGGGUUAGUUUUAAAAGAUCAGCUGGGAUUAACUGUUUCUUCUGUAAAAAAAAAUCACAUUUUAAGCAAAAUGUAGUUUGACAAAAUAAUUUUAAAUCAUGGCCCACAGAUUUCAUCUGGAGAUGGAGACUGAGAUUCAGACCUAGAGAUCGUGACCAUCGGCCAUCAUUGGAACUUUAAUUGAGAUUAUUUUAGUUUUAUUAUUUUGUUCAGUUGUUUGUUUUGAUUUUCUAAUUUUAGCCCGUCUUUUUUGACUUCCUGUGCUAAUUCUACUACUUUGCAGUAUAACAGCAGAUUCAUUUCCACUCUAGCUUAGUUUAUUAGCUAAAGUUGAGUCUGUAAAAGUCAUUACUAAGAUGAUAAAAAAUAAAACACCACCUAUUUUUUAUCAAA